This is a messenger RNA of Durusdinium trenchii, 4613 nucleotides long. NCBI's taxonomy places the organism in Eukaryota, Dinophyceae, Suessiales, Symbiodiniaceae. The record is from the annotation of a GenBank genome assembly.
GUGCAGAACGAGCACGAAUCCUGGCUCAGAACCUGCAGCCUGGUCAGAAGCAAACCGCUGAGGCGGCGUUGGCCGGGCUAUGUGCGGAGCUGCGAAGCGGCCAGGUAAACCUACUGAACGAGUAUGUGCAAAUGUCGCCGCAGUGUGCCGAGCUGUUCACCCUCUGGGAGAACCAGGAGUCUGGAGACGGCAAUCGCUUGGUGACGCUGGUCAUCGAAACUUUAGCCUGUGUCCUCGAGGGCAAAUUUGAUGAAGGUGCACGGACGGCGAAGACGCGCCACGGUGUGGCGGCAAAAGUGCUUUCUGAGCACUUGCAGCUACUCUACCGCUACCUUGGCACAGAGCGUGAUCAGCUGCUGAAAGUUUGCCUCAGGCUCUUGGCUGGAGUGAGUUCAACGAGUCAGGCUCUGUCAGCUCAACUGCUUCGGAGCUUCAACUUCGGCUUCGAUGGCUUCGGGCGGCUUUCGGGGAGACGGUAUCACGUCUCCAAGAAAGACAAGGGCCGGGCAGAUGUUGGCAAAGUGGACGUCAGGAGCUAUUUUUCCUCCUUCGCAAUGAGUUUCUUACGCUGGAAAGAUCCAGCGAUGACCUCGUCAGCUUUGGGCAUUAAAGACCUCGUUGGAGGUGUGCUCCGGGGCUUAUCACAGGAUCCACCAGAGCAAGCUCUUGGAGUUGUGCGUGAUAUCUUGGAGUUGGUGGUCCGGUUGAGACAGCUACCCAGGCAGGCCAAGGUCUUCUUCUUCAAUGCUUUUGCAUUGCGAAACCUUUGCUCUUUGCUUGGCUCCGAGCACAAGGAGGUCUCUGCCAGUGCCAGCGAACUUCUGAAAGAGGUUUGCUGCAGCACACAGUUGUUCCCUCCACACAAGGAAGAGCUCCUCUUGGACAUUUGCCUGGAACUUCGCCCUCAUGAACCGCAGCAGGACUUGGUGAUCGCAGUUCUUCGCAGUCACCCAGCCCUACAUUUGCAGUUCUGCUCCAGGUUGAAGCUGCCUCUUCAACCACGCUUCUCGAGGGGGUGGCUUUUGAAUGUCCGCUUUCUUCGGACCUUGCUGGAGAUGGACGUCUCCUCCGUGCGUUCGGAGGCACUGACUUUAAUUGGCAGCGAAAAGACAGAGGCGAUUCAAGAACUGCGAUUGUCCUGGAUUCAAGAAGCCUUAGUGCCAAAAGCGAUGCAGAAAACCUUGAUCACACAGGCUCUGCUGCAGAAGAAUGCAGUAGUUCAGCUAGGAGCUUUGCAGCUUCUUAUUGCAGCUUUGGACCGCCUGCAGCGGGCCUUCAGCUUUAGUGGUUGGGAAACAGCUGAGAGGGAGGAGCUGCUGCAGCGAACGCAGCAACAGUUGCCAGAGCUGAAUACCUUCCUGUUGCUUUGGCAGCGCCUCAGUAAGGAGGAGGCAUCCUUUGACCUGAAGCAGCAAGGGUCGACGUCGAAACGGGCACAGCCUCUGCCGGAAGGCGAAGACGGUUUAGAGGCAGAAGCGCCUCAGGAAGAGAAUGGUGAGGGUGAAGCCUUGCAGGUCACCCCAGAAGAGGUGGCCAAGUGGCUUGGGCUCAAGGGUGUAGACCUCCCACCUCAUUUGGUCUUCACCUCCUGGUGCAAGAGUGUGCAGAGGUAUCUUGAGGUUCUUCCGCAAAGUGCUCUUGAUAUCAAGUUUGACUGGUCAAAGCUCUUGUCAGCCGUAGCCGCACCGAUCCUGGACUCAAAAGGUGCGCCAUGCUUUGAACGUGCAUUGGCAUGCGUCUCCUGUGUGGCUCCGGCCAUGCGUGCUCGCGCAGAAUCUAUGCAGCUGUCCAAAUCACAGCGAUCCUGGUUGGAGACCUUGCUGCGACUGCGCUCUGCCGAUGUUUGCACCGAGCUCCGUCAAGAGUGCACUGAGCAAACGGUGGAGUUUCUUUUGGGCCGGGGUUUGCUGGGUUCCGACGAGAAGUUGGAGAUCAAGCUCCUUUUGACAGCCCUGGAGAAGCGGCCCCAGUGUGUGGGCUUCCUUGGCCAGGUGCUGCAAGCACUCUUUGCCCGACCUGGGUACUUCAUGUCUUUGGUGGAGGCACCCUCCCUGCUGCCGGUCGCAUUGCUGCAGCACCUCACAAGACGAGACCCACAGAGCCUGGCCUUGCCCGGGAAUGCGCCAGCUGAGCAGCGUUUGAAGAUGGCAACAGCAUGUUCCAAGAUGGUGAAGCAGUUCCUGCUGCUGAUGGCGACGUCUUUGCCAGAGACGGCAAAGCCUCUACUGUCUGUGGUUCGUGGGAUUGGAGAAUGGCGUGCGGGGUCUGUGUCCACACCUGAAGAGCAGGCAAAGGAGACGGUGGAAGGUGAAGGACCUCAAAAUGGAAUUGAAGAGAUCCGCCAGCAACUCCUUGAGAAGCUUCAAUCCAAGAAGCGAAAGCGUGACGAAGAUCCUCCCGUUGAGGCAGUGGCUGACAGCGCCCAAGUCGACAUAGCUGAUGAAGUCUUGAACACCAUGGUCUCUUUGCGCUCCAAGGCGGUGGACACUCACAAGCAACGAUUCCUGGAGCUGGAUGCCAAUCAGAGGCUCAGCGUCCUGCAUGGCUUGGUCAAGACCCCAUGCCCAGCUAUACCAAAGGUGAUUUGCUGGGACCGCAUGGCGCUUGUCCGGUUAGCACUCACCACCGAGCUGCUUCAGUUCCGGACACCUGAGUUGGAUUCAGGCUUGACUCUCCCUAUGGUUUCAUUGUUUCAGCAGCUCAGCUGGAUACAUCCGCAGAUUCGGAAAGCUUUGGCACUUCAACUUUCCUGGCUCAGCGGCAAACCUGCAGCAGUGCUGCGUUUGGCAGCGGCUUUGGCGCCGGAGCCGCUAGUGGCACUUGAUGGAGCCCAAACCGUUACUGCGGCCUCUUUGCAACCUUUACCGCCUGAGGACAGCUUGCGAUGCCUGUUUGCAAGCAAUCAUGCUCCAGUUCUGGAGAAGUUGGUUAUAGCAGCCCUGGAAGAAGAGGAGGGAGGGGCGUUCCGCUCUUGCAGCUUCCGGCUUGAGCUUGACCUAGCACGAGGCAAGGCAAAUGCCAUCGGCAACUUCUUGGAUUCCAUGAGUGCAAUUGAACUGUCUGAUGCGCAGAUGCUGACAGCUGCAAAGGUUCUUGUGAAGUCUCUGCCAGAGACUGCACUGGAGGAUCUGAGUGAGAAGCUGAAGGACUUGGUGAAGUCUUUCAGUGGCUGCACGGCAGAAGCAGCCGCCAUAGUGCUCAGGGCGUUGCACGGGCGCCAGCGGCAGUCUUGGCAGCUGCCAGCAGCCCGACGCUUGCUAUCCACGAGUGAAGACACCGAAGUGCCAGAGUGGCUCCUGCAACAUGCAGUGCUUUGGUGGCCCGAGCUUCAACAAGUACCUGGUGGUUCCAAGAAGUUGCAGGACUUUGUAGAGAAAGUGCAGAAGAGCUAUAGAGCCUCUUGUUCACCAAGAGACCUUUUGGCCCAAAAGCUGCUUCUGAGCAUGGAAGAUACGGACGAUGGACAAAGACCUCAAAGACCUUGGUCUUUCCGCUCCUGGGCGCAGAAUCUGAAACCUUGGAUUGCUUCUUGGGAGUGGGACUUAGAUCAACGCAGACUUCGGGCGACCACGGAUCACUUCCGCUUCAACCGGCUCGCAGAGGGCGACGCGUCUCCCUACUCUGACGCAUGGAAUCAGACUCUGGACAAAGCUGCCGAGAGUGACUCCUAUGACAUUGCUUACUUGCUCCCCUUCCUUGCGGGUCAGCUCAGGUUAACAUACCAGGAAAGUCAUGGUGUGGCCUCGCAGACGUUGGGGGCCACCCUGAAUGCUGUGAUGUGUGGUGGAACGCUGGAAAUACUCUUGCUGUCCACUGCUUGCAGCAAUGGGAUGCUUCGUGCUUGUGCUUUCGAGGCGCUCUCGAUCGUGCUUGCAAUGUCUUACUUUUGGAACGUGACCAGCUUCGAGAAGGACGAGGUGAACAAACGCCUGCCUUUUCGGGAGCUCCCGGAACUGGUUCGUUUGUUGUGCUUCGUGCGUGAUGGGAUUGAAGCUCCAGAGGAUGGUUUCCCUCCGACUCUGCCACGACUGGCGGCUUCCUUUUUUGCAGCGUGCGUGCCAAUUCUGAUUCAGCCCCAGCACAUGCUCUAUCAAAUGUUGGCAAAGUAUCUCUUUGGGAAACCGAUGGCCGAUUUCCAGGCAGUGCCCCUAUUCCUGAAACUGGUGCUUUCCGGCAAUAUGGACUCUAGCCAAGAGGCGCGGCUUUGGUUCUUGAGGCUGCUGCGGCGGGCUUUGGCCCCUGGAGGCAGAGCUGAACCUGGCGGGGACGAUUUGUCGAGGCGGGCCCUUGCCCGAGGGCAUGUACUGCCAUGGAUCAUGAGUUUAGCCGGCUCCAAAGAGCUUGGAAGCUUUCCGGUUCUACUCGAGGUGAUCAAUUGCUUGGAAGCUGCGUUGCGAGCUGCGACCUUUGCAGCUGAAGGAGUGGCUCUGAGACUCUCAGUUGCUGAAUGGACUGCCAAUCAGGCUGCGCGCCCUGGUGGUGCCCGUCAUUCGGUGCAGGUCCUGUUGUCAUUGGGACGUCUUGUCACUGCCUUGCUGAAGAUGCCAGGCCAUGAUUUGGAGAAGAGCCGGGUGGCCAACGAUGGCACGCAGCUCUUGGCUAUAGGCAGCUGA